AUGGAAGUAUCACAGUUCAUUAUAUUUCUCCUACCUCUCCCCUUCUUCCUGUUCAUUCUCCUAAAACGCAGUAUCAGCAACAAUGGGAACCGUAAUCUUCUUCCCCCCAGCCCUCCAGGUCUUCCCUUGAUCGGUCAUUUUCAUCUGCUAAUGUUCGAUAACUCAGCCCCUCAUAUUUUCUUUUGGAAGCUCUCUCAAAAGUACGGUCCUCUCGUGUUCUUGCGAUUAGGGUUUAAGCCAACCCUUGUAGUUUCUUCUGCAAAAAUGGCUGAAGAGGCUAUGAAAACUCACGACCUCGAUUUCUGCAGUAGACCUAACCUACGUGGUGCUCGAAAAUUAUCUUACAACACCUCGGACGUGUCUUAUUCACCAUACGGUGAGUACUGGAAGGAGAUGAGGAAAAUUUGUGCAGUAAAUCUGUUUAGUAGAGUGCAAGAGUUUCGUCCCGUUCGAGAAGACGAAGUUGCUCGGUUGAUUGGAAAAAUAUGUCGAUUAUCUGUCGAUUCUAAGCCUGUCAACUUGACUGAGGCAAUGGCGUCCCUUUCCAGUUCAAUAAUUUGUAGAGUAGGCUUUGGGAAAAGGUAUGUCGAAGAAGGAGCUGAAAUAAGCAGGUUCCAUGGGUUGCUUAAAGAGAGUGAAGCCAUGUUCACAAGCUUCAGUUUCGCUGAUUAUUUUCCUUUCAUUGGCUGGGCUGAUAGAUUUACUGGGUUUCUUACUCGUCUUGAUAAAAUUUUCAAAGAACUUGAUACCUUUUAUCAGGAACUUAUUGAUGAACAUCUUGAUCCGAAUAGGCCGAAAUCAGAGCGAGAGGACAUACUUGAUGUGUCGCUAAGAUUAUGGAAGAAUCGUGACUUUUCGUUUGAUUUUACCAUUGAUCACGUUAAAGCUAUUCUUAUGGAUGUGUUUAUUGCUGGAACAGACACAACAACAGCCACUGUGAUUUGGGUAAUGUGCUUUCUAAUGAAAAACCCAGAGUAUUUGAAGAAAACUCAAUCAGAAGUGAGACAUUCGAUCGGUGAAAAAGGCUUCGUAGAUGAAGAUGAUCUUAAAGCUUUAACGUAUCUAAAAGCUGUGAUAAAAGAAACAUUCAGAUUGCAACCAACAGCACCAUUGUUAGUACCACGAGAAACACUUGGAAAGUGCAGCAUAGGUGGGUACCAAGUGCCUGCAAAAACCCUAGUCCAUGUAAAUGCAUGGGCAAUAGGAAGAGACCCUGAAACUUGGGAAAACCCAGAGGAGUUCUGUCCUGAAAGGUUCAUUGGUAGCCCUAUUGAUUACAAAGGACGAAACUUUGAGCUCAUACCGUUUGGUGCUGGUAGAAUUUGUCCUGGAAUGCAUAUGGGAGUUGCAACAGUGGAGCUUGCACUUGCUAAUCUUCUUUAUAAGUUUGAUUGGGAAAUGCCAAAAGGGAUGAAUAAGGAAGAUAUCGACUUUGAUGUCCUACCUGGUCUCACUACACACAAAAAGAAUGAUCUAGUCCUUGUGGCUAGGAGAAACAUCAAAUGA
This is a messenger RNA of Hibiscus syriacus, 1506 nucleotides long. RefSeq names its product cytochrome P450 83B1-like. Lineage: Eukaryota; Viridiplantae; Streptophyta; Magnoliopsida; Malvales; Malvaceae. Gene Ontology annotation, molecular function: oxidoreductase activity, acting on paired donors, with incorporation or reduction of molecular oxygen; monooxygenase activity; heme binding. The record is from RefSeq and is a predicted model, not a curated record.